This is a messenger RNA of Sclerotinia borealis F-4128, 2361 nucleotides long. The record is from the annotation of a GenBank genome assembly. NCBI's taxonomy places the organism in Eukaryota, Fungi, Ascomycota, Leotiomycetes, Helotiales, Sclerotiniaceae.
AUGGAGCCCAUUCGAAUCCUUCUUGUUGGAAAUGGUGGUCGAGAACAUACUUUGGCUUGGAAACUCAGCCAAUCUCCCCUCGUCGAGUCCAUACUCGCAGUCCCAGGAAAUGGGGGAACCGCAAAUUGCCCAAAAGUUUCCAAUGAUUCCAGUGUCAAAGCAGAUGACUACCCUGGACUUGUUGCAUUGGCCCAGAAACAUAAUGUCAAUUUGGUCGUACCAGGACCAGAGGCACCCCUCGUUGACGGAAUCGAGGGCUAUUUCCGUGCAGUAGGAAUACCUUGUUAUGGACCCUCGAAAGCUGCUGCUCGUUUGGAAGGAAGCAAAGCAUUUUCGAAAGACUUCAUGAAGAAAUAUAACAUUCCCACUGCGGCUUACGAAAACUUUACCAAUUACGAAGAUGCGCGCAAAUACAUUGAUAGCAUAAGUCAUAAUGUUGUCAUUAAGGCCAGUGGACUGGCAGCUGGAAAGGGUGUUAUCAUUCCAACUUCGGCGGAAGAAGCUCACCAGGCUUUGAAGGAUAUCAUGCUUGAUAGAGAAUUCGGGGAUGCUGGAGAUGAGGUUGUCAUUGAGGAAUUUCUGGAGGGCGAUGAACUCAGCAUUCUCACUUUCUGCGAUGGCUAUACUAUGCGGUCUUUACCUCCUGCUCAAGAUCACAAGAGAAUAUUCGAUGGCGAUCUGGGUCCAAAUACUGGAGGCAUGGGCUGCUAUGCGCCCACCAACAUCGCUACCAAGGAAUUGAUCGAGGAAAUCGAAAGGACCGUAUUGGAGCCUACGCUUAACGGUAUGAUCCAGGAACGUACACCAUUCAUUGGAACUCUUUUCACUGGAUUAAUGAUAACUAAGGAUGGACCAAAAGCUUUGGAGUACAACGUUCGCUUCGGUGAUCCAGAAACACAAACUUUGUUACCAUUAUUGAGUGCAGACACGGAUCUUGCAGACAUUAUGCUCGCAUGUACUCAAGGAUGCCUUAAAGCUGUCGAGAUUAAGAUUGAUUCAAAAUUCAGUGCAACAGUUGUGGUAGCUGCUGGCGGAUACCCAGGUCCUUAUGCCAAAGGCACACCCAUGGAAGUCGACACCCCUCCAGCCGGUGCUAAUAUAUUCCACGCUGGCACUAUCGUGAAGGAUGGACAAUUACAAACAUCUGGUGGUCGUGUCAUCGCAGCACAAGCAGUAGCAGAAACCCUGGAGCAGGCUGUAAAAGAUGCUUAUACUACUGUCGAUCUCAUCAAAUUUGAUAAAAUGUUUUACCGCAAGGAUAUUGCUCAUCGGGCUUUCAGAUCUACACCUGCCACCAAGGAAGCACUUACAUACGCAUCCGCAGGUGUCAGCAUUGAUGCCGGUAAUGAGUUUGUCGAGCGUAUCAAGAAAGCGGUUGCUUCCACCCGAAGACCAGGAGCUGAUGCUGAGAUUGGUGGUUUCGGUGGAGAGGUCGAUCAACAUAUCGCUGGCUACUCAGGUGCUCCAAUCAUGGUCGGUGCUAUCGAUGGAGUCGGCACUAAACUCAUGAUUGCACAAUCUAUGGGGAAACAUGACACAGUCGGUAUUGAUUUGGUUGGUAUGAACGUGAACGAUUUGGUUGUUCAGGGUGCCGAACCACUUAUGUUCCUUGACUACUAUGGCUGCAGUCAAUUGAAGCUCGAGAACGCAGCAGCUUUUGUAGAAGGUGUUGCUGCCGGAUGUAAAGAAGCCAACUGUGCACUUGUCGGGGGUGAAACCGCCGAGAUGCCCGGUAUGUACCAAAAAGAUGAUUACGACGCUGCAGGUACCGCUAUCGGAGUUAUGGAGAAGGAAUACAGAUUACCCAAAACAGAGAUCAUGGCAGAAGGCGAUAUUCUUAUUGGCUUGGCAUCUGCGGGAGUUCAUUCCAACGGAUUUUCUCUCGUGCGAAGAAUUCUCGAGAGAGAAAAUCUCGCCUAUACAGCCACUGCUCCAUGGGAUCCUUCAACAACCGCCGGUCUAAGUCUUUUAACACCCACUCGCAUCUACGUCCGCUCUUUACUUAAAGUCACCAAGAAGCACCUGCUCAAAGGCUUGGCCCACAUCACUGGUGGUGGCUUGACUGAAAAUGUCCCUAGAAUGUUGCCGUCUCAUCUGGCUGCAGAGGUCGACGUCGCUACUUGGCAAUUACCUGCUGUGUUCAAAUGGUUGAAGAGCGCAGGUAACGUCACAGCUAGCGAGAUGGCUAGAACAUUCAAUACAGGUAUUGGAAUGGUAGCGGUAGUUAGCAAGGAGAAUGUGGAACAGGUCGUUAGAGAAUUGGAGGAGUCUGGUGAGAAAGUCUACACUAUUGGAAGACUGGUGAAGAGAUCAGGUGAAGGUUGUGAGUUAAAGAACCUGAACUCUUGGGAUCAACUCUAG